This is a messenger RNA of Mytilus trossulus (common blue mussel), 2396 nucleotides long. RefSeq names its product hydroxyacid-oxoacid transhydrogenase, mitochondrial-like. Bases 143 to 1546 code for a protein of 467 amino acids. Lineage: Eukaryota; Metazoa; Mollusca; Bivalvia; Mytilida; Mytilidae. The record is from RefSeq and is a predicted model, not a curated record. Gene Ontology annotation, molecular function: metal ion binding; alcohol dehydrogenase (NAD+) activity. Gene Ontology annotation, cellular component: mitochondrion. The transcript has 14 exons.
AUCCGUUUUUGAUACGAUGACAAUGGGAGAUAAUUUCACAAUGAAAAUCAGCUGUUAAAAUUUUUAGUGACCUAAAUUUUCUGUUAUCUUUAGUUUACCUGUCCUUUACCCUGCUACUGAAUAAGUGUCUCAGCACACAGAAAUGGCCUCUACAAGUGUUUCCAGAUUUUCUCGGCUACUACGCACAGUUUGUACAAGAAAAUUUCAUCAACCUGAGAUAGCUGGGAUUCAAUUAAAAGGUCAUUAUGGGACUUCCGCUGCAGAGAAAGAAUAUGCAUUUGAGAUGGCUUGCUCAAACAUCAGAUAUGGAGAAGGAGUAACAAAGGAAGUAGGAAUGGAUUGUAAUAACUUUGGUGCUAAGAAAGUAUGUUUAAUGACAGACAAACAUCUGGUUGAUUUAGAUUGUGUAAAAACAGUUCUACAAUCAUUGGAUGAUCAUAAAGUCAACUAUAAACUGUACUCCAAUGUAAGAGUGGAACCCACCAAUGAAAGCUUUCAGGCCGCCAUAGAUUAUGCCAAGGAAGAACAAUUUGACCUGUAUAUUUGUGUAGGAGGGGGAUCAGUGAUGGACACAUGUAAAGCAGCCAAUUUGUAUGCCAGCAAUCCGUCAGCAGAAUUGUUAGAUUAUGUCAAUGCCCCUAUUGGCAAAGGUUUACCUGUAACUCAUACCUUGAAACCACUUAUUGCAAUAACAACAACAGCAGGAACUGGGAGUGAGACAACAGGAACAUCAGUGUUUGAUUAUCUCCCCUUGAAAUCCAAAACAGGAAUAUCCAACAGAGCCAUUAGACCAACAUUAGGUAUUGUAGACCCUCUACAUUUACGUACUAUGCCAGAAAGAGUAGCAGCUUACAGCGGUAUAGAUGUGUUAUGUCAUGCUAUUGAAUCUUAUACAGCAAUACCAUACAGAGAGAGAGUAACUGGAAGACCUUCCAAUCCAAACUUAAGACCCGCCUACCAAGGUUGCAAUCCAAUCAGUGAUAUCUGGUGCAUGCAUGCUUUAAAGAUGACAAACAAAUAUCUUAAAAGAGCUGUUUACGACAAAGGUGAUGUCGAGGCUAGAUCAGAAAUGCACAUGGCAAGCUGUUAUGCUGGUAUUGGGUUUGGUAAUAGUGGAACCCAUUUAUGCCAUGGUAUGUCAUAUCCAAUCUCAGGACUGGUUAAGAAUUUUAAAUCCAAAGAUUAUGAUGACGAUCAUCCUAUGGUGCCACAUGGACUUUCUGUUAUAGUGUCUGCUCCUGCUGUGUUCAACUUCACUGCCCCAGCUUGUCCAGAGCGCCAUCUACAGGCAGCAGAGUUUUUAGGUGUUGAUAUCACAAAUAAAAGAAAGGAAGAUGCUGGUCCAAUUUUAUCAGACAGACUUAGACAAAUCAUGCAAGACUUAGAAAUGCCUGAUGGUCUGGCUGCUUUUGGAUACACAUCAGCAGACAUACCUGCUCUAGUCAAGGGGACAUUACCACAGCAUAGAGUCAACAAAUUGUCACCAAGACCACAGACAGAGGACGACUUUGCAAUGUUGUUCGAAAACAGUAUGAAGAAUUACUGAUGAAAUUGUAAUUACAAUUCUUAUGCAAUGAACAAAUGUAGUGAUUUUUAUAGAUAAUCAGAUGUAGCAAAUUUAUACAGGGUAAUUGUUCUGAUACUUUUUAUUCAUUUCUGUUAAAUCUCAUGUCUGAUAGAACAGGAAUAUAUAUUUGGCUGAGGAGUGCAAGUAAAGCCAACAUUUCUGACAUUCAUAUCCAAUUCAGUGUUAUUAACUCUUCAAAAAUAUCUAUUCAUUUUAUUUUGUUUUGAUAAUUUACAGAAAAAUAAUUCCUUUGAACCUUUAAAAAAUUGAAUAGAAUAAUAUACAAAAUAUAAAUUUAAAAAAAUACCAGAAUUAUUUUUUUCAUGACUUUUCUGGCAAUUUAUUCAGUAUGUUUACUCACAGUGAAUAAAUUAAAUCCAUAUCUUAACAUACCAAAUGUUGUUUUCAGGCAAACAAAAGCAAUUGAGAAGAAGAAACAUAAAAUUGCAUUCAUAUGUUUGUGAAACAGUGUUUUUUUUCUUUUUCUCUCCUAACACAUUGGUAUAUUUAUAUUUUUACUUUUCAAUGCAUGCUUAAAUUAAAAAAGUAUAAUCAAGCUUUAUAUUACUCAAUAGGUUCAAUCAUGUAUUGCCCCUUUUGCUUCUGUAUAGUUCACAAAUGUUAAGGCUUAGUUUAAUAUUUCUGUUGUUGCUUAUUUUAAUUUUAUGUCUGUCUUUAAAUUCUAGUCUUGUUUUACAGUGGUAUAUAGUUGCAUUGUAACAUUGUAUACUGUAAACCUUUGCUGUUAUGUAUAUUAUAUAUACAAGUGUCUUUGUUUGUUUGAUUCGAAAGAUUUGAAUUGCUUUUUAAAAUGUUUUGAAUAUAUUAU